CAGACCAGAUCGGCGGAGAGGAAAAUGAGUGCCGAAAAAGAAUCCUCCGCUACUCAGUCUCGGCGUCGCUUAACCUGCACCAAAUGCUUCGAUGCUCUCUGGUUUUGUUAUUCCCCGGCUCAUCAAUUGCAACAAUAUUAUAGAGUAGGAGUUCUUGAUAAUUGCUAUGGAAAGUGGAGUGCUCUUUGGGAUUGUUUGUAUUUGAAAACCAAGCCCUCUUCUCAACUCGAGGAAAUUCUUGUAGCUCGUGAGAAAGCUGAGUCCCAUAUUUGGACAUUUCGGACACCUGAAGAAGCACAAUCUUUUGGAAGAAGGAAUUUGGACAUUUAGAGGAUAUGGAUUCAUAAAUUUGAAAAGUAUUAGAGCUUUAUUUCACAUAUGAUUUUUAUCAGCAUUACAUU
Messenger RNA from Hibiscus syriacus, 401 nucleotides. RefSeq lists its product as uncharacterized. The record is from RefSeq and is a predicted model, not a curated record. The coding region runs from base 25 to 330 and encodes 101 amino acids. NCBI's taxonomy places the organism in Eukaryota, Viridiplantae, Streptophyta, Magnoliopsida, Malvales, Malvaceae. The transcript is spliced from 3 exons.